AAGUCAAACCUCCGCAUAGAGUUUUGCUCCAUUUACAAAUCCGCGAACCCAAAAAAUUAUUUUAAAAAAAAAAAAAAAUGGAGAAAAAACAGACAGAAAUCGAAGAAGCCUCCGGCGGAUCUCAGCUGCCGAACCCGAACCCGAAUCCGAAAACCGUUAGGACGGAGGUUCCUCAGGUGGAAAUCCACCUUUACUGGCGGGGCAAAGGUCCGAUCGACGUGUUCAAGUCGGACCUUGGGGGUUGGGAACAGGACCAGUUGGAUGUCCGGAAUAUUCUCGACAAGUACGGCUUCAAAUCUGUGUUCGCCUUUAAACCGGGUUCGGGCCGUAGCGGUCCGAUCCGGUUUCAUCCGAGGAACGGCAGGUCUAUUUUUCCGUACAAAAAUGGAUCCGUAAUCUACAUCGACGGAGAGCCCAAGGAUUCCUUGAUCAAACCAGUGACCAAGAUCUUGUUAGGGGUAGCAGUAAUAACCAUUUUGAUAGCAUUGGUGCUAAAGGAAGCACCGGAAUGGAUUGAAAAAUUAUAUGUUUUUUUUGGAAACUUCCCCCCAUGGAUCCUUGCUUUGGUAGUUGUUGUUUUCACUCGUAUGAGAAAGAGAACGAGGGACUUGCUGAAAAGGUAUGGUUGGUAAAUAGAUACCACUAAGCCUUUUUUGUAGGACUACACGUUUUACACAUUUUAUUUCUUGAUCAUUGACGAGAUGUCCGAAGCUAUCCUUUCAGAUUUGAUUAGUCAUUUUCAACCAUAUAUAUCUCAACGUGUAUCUCUUCUCUUGUAUAAUGACUACAUUGGUGGGAACAGUUUUCUCUUAAUAACUUCAUAUACACAUCAGAAGUUGAGCUAUACUCAAAACUACAUGCAGGUUGUGUAAUAUUUAACUGCUAGUGUAGUCACUGCUUUUGAAUUUCUUACUUGGCAAAAGAGAAGUGACUGUUUAUCUCGAGUUUAUUUA
Messenger RNA from Ziziphus jujuba (common jujube), 953 nucleotides. RefSeq lists its product as uncharacterized. Lineage: Eukaryota; Viridiplantae; Streptophyta; Magnoliopsida; Rosales; Rhamnaceae. Bases 78 to 632 code for a protein of 184 amino acids. The record is from RefSeq and is a predicted model, not a curated record. The transcript is spliced from 2 exons.